Molecule: messenger RNA, 501 nt
Organism: Uncinocarpus reesii 1704
Lineage: Eukaryota; Fungi; Ascomycota; Eurotiomycetes; Onygenales; Onygenaceae
Exons: 3
Coding region: 1-501 (166 amino acids)
Source: RefSeq, a predicted model, not a curated record
AUGAGGUUUACGAAUCCCUCUCUUCUUGUCGCGCUGCUGGCAGCUGCAGACUUCGCUGCUGGCCAUGGUGCGAUCGUCAGCGCCACUGGAGAUCAAGGAGGGCAAGGAAGCGCUAUUGGAAUCGACCAAAACACUCCCCGCGAUGGAACAAGGAGGACACCGUUCCAACAAGAUACUACUCGUUUCCGCGGGGCCAAUAGAGACACAUGCGGCGAGACGUUGUUGAAUGGUGACAAUGACAUCGAGGCCGGUACUGAACAAGUCAUGUCAGACAAUGGUGGAACACUGCCACAGGUUUCACCGGGCGGUACCCUUGAAAUGACUCUACAUCAAGUCAACGCCGACGGUGGUGGUCCGUACAAAUGUAUGAUUGACUCCACUGGAACUGGAACAAACUGGCAAAAUAUCGAAGUCACCCAGAAUGUUCCCGGUCGGUUGGGCAUCAACCUCCGUGGCCGCAAAUCUGACUUUGUAUGUUUAACGCGCUUACCUACUUCCUAA